Messenger RNA from Striga hermonthica, 1512 nucleotides. Lineage: Eukaryota; Viridiplantae; Streptophyta; Magnoliopsida; Lamiales; Orobanchaceae. The record is from the annotation of a GenBank genome assembly.
AUGGAGAAGAAGCAUAACUGUCUGGGUCUCAGCUUUGAUUUGGCUUCAAUGGGAAGUUUUGGGGGUAGUUUUCGAGGUUUGUCUGGAUCGUCGGCCAAGGCCAGAUCAGUCCGAGCUCAAGGUUAUUCCGGAGAUAUUGAAGAUGUUUCACCAACCAAAAUCCAAGUGAAGUCAUCUGGAUCGGUAUUGCCAUAUGUCGGUGUUGCUUGUCUAGGAGCUAUCCUGUUUGGGUAUCAUCUAGGAGUUGUUAAUGGAGCUCUGGAGUACCUCUCUAAGGAUCUUGGGAUCACAGAGAAUACUGUGUUACAAGGCUGGGUUGUUAGCACACUUCUCGCUGGGGCUACCGUUGGUUCAUUUACUGGGGGUUCAUUGGCUGAUAAAUUCGGGCGGACAAAGACUUUUGUGUUGGAUGCAAUUCCACUAGCAAUUGGAGCGUUUCUUUGUGCCACAGCUCAAAGCAUAGAAACAAUGAUAGUUGGACGGUUACUGGCUGGUAUCGGGAUUGGCAUCUCCUCUGCUAUUGUGCCACUUUACAUAUCUGAGAUUUCACCUACUGAAAUUCGUGGCACACUUGGAUCUGUCAACCAGCUAUUCAUAUGUAUUGGAAUCCUUGCAGCAUUAGUUGCUGGUUUGCCUUUGGCAGGGAAUCCAUUGUGGUGGAGGACAAUGUUUGGUGUUGCAGUUAUUCCAUCGGUGUUACUGGCACUUGGAAUGGCAUUUUCUCCUGAAAGUCCACGCUGGCUUUAUCAGCAAGGAAGAAUAUCUGAAGCUGAAGUAUCAAUUAAAAGGCUAUUUGGAAAAGAAAGAGUUUCUGAGAUUAUGAGUGAUUUGGAUGCUGCAGCCCAAGGUUCUUCUGAACCAGAAGUUGGGUGGUUUGAUCUUUUCAGCAGCCGCUACUGGAAAGUUGUCAGUGUAGGUGCAGCUCUCUUCUUGUUUCAGCAGCUUGCUGGUAUAAAUGCUGUUGUGUACUAUUCGACCUCCGUUUUCCGAAGUGCUGGAAUUACAUCUGAUGUUGCUGCCAGUGCUCUGGUUGGGGCAUCAAAUGUUUUUGGAACAACUAUUGCAUCCUCAUUGAUGGAUAAACGAGGACGGAAAAGUCUUCUGCUCACAAGCUUUGCUGGAAUGGCUGCAUCUAUGCUGCUGCUCUCUUUGAGUUUUACUUGGAAGGUCUUGGCACCAUAUUCAGGCACCCUUGCUGUUCUUGGGACUGUUCUCUACGUACUAUCGUUUUCUCUUGGCGCUGGUCCUGUGCCUGCGCUUCUACUUCCAGAGAUUUUUGCCUCUAGAAUCAGAGCAAAAGCAGUGGCCUUAUCUUUAGGCAUGCAUUGGAUAUCCAACUUCGUCAUUGGUCUUUACUUUUUGAGUGUCGUAAAUAAGUUUGGCAUCAGUACAGUGUACCUGGGGUUUGCUUCUGUGUGUCUGCUGGCAGUUAUGUACAUAGCUGGUAACGUAGUUGAAACAAAGGGGCGAUCACUGGAGGAGAUUGAACGUGCUUUGAACCCAACUAUUUGA